AUGCAUUCUAUUCAGCUGUGUGAGUACGCUUACGUGCAUGAUUAUACUCUCCCAUCGUGUACAGAACAAUCUUACCAGACACUUGUAUCAGCAUCAAAGAAGCCACCCGAAGCAAAGCCUCUUGAGAAUUAUGUUGAUGCAUUAACAGUCGCACAAACCGAUCCAUGCCCUCCCGGCUGUCAGGAUCCUGAAUGCUCCGGAACCCGUACGGAACAAAACGACAGAAUGGCAACCGGGGCUCAUAGAGUCAAGCUGUCUAGAGAACAUUCGAGACCAAGUAGCCAAGCCUCCAACAUGGCCAAGCAUGCGCUGCAUGUCAUGCUCCAGCCUGACGCAGAACGCGCAUCCCUUGUAAGCUUAGGUGAAUGUGAGAUCGACCGAAUCCUUGCACUGCGCACCGGCACAUCUGCCUCGAGCAAUAAGAAACUUCUUCUAGUGAUUCUGUGCAGGCUCUCAUAG
Molecule: messenger RNA, 459 nt
Organism: Aspergillus niger
Lineage: Eukaryota; Fungi; Ascomycota; Eurotiomycetes; Eurotiales; Aspergillaceae
Exons: 4
Coding region: 1-459 (152 amino acids)
Source: RefSeq, a predicted model, not a curated record